UUUUAUUAAAGAAGAGCUGUCAGUGUGGUUCUUUGUUCCUCUUUUAUUAAAGAAGAGCUGUCAGUGUGGUUCUUUGCUCCUCUUUUGAUAAAGAAAUUCUGUCCAGAUGUGAGAGAAAGUGCAGCUACAGCUACAGUAUUUGAUUGAUUCUGAUUAUAAAUGAAGCCCUUGGUCAGUUUGAGAGCAGUCAUCAGUCUAGCAGCAGAUUUUUUUUAUGAACUGCUGAAACCAGCCAAUCAGGAACAAGUACAGAAGUGCUCCUGACCUAGAGAGUUUAUUUUUGUUUAUCUGAGACUGGAGUGUGGUUCCAAACCCACUGAAGCUCUGUGUCUGUGUUUAGUGUAUAACUGGACGGUGGAGCAGGUGCUGGACUGGCUGGUGGUCAGCGUGGAGCUUCCUCAGUACUCAGAGACGUUUAUGAGAGAGCAGCUGGACGGGAAGGCUUUACCCAGGCUGGCGGUGAAGAACACCACGCUGACCGUGUCUGUGCUGAAGAUUCUGGACCGGAGUCACGCUCAGAAACUUCAGCUCAAAGCUCUGGACAUCGUUCUGUUUGGACCGCCGCCAGGCAGACAGAACCGGUGGAAGGACCUCGUUCUGGGCGUGUCCAUCCUGAUGGCGCUGGGCGGCUGCUGGUUCGCCUACGUUCAGACCAGGAAGUCCAGAGACGACCUGGGGAAGCUAAUGAAGGACCUGGAGGGUCUCCAGAAGGCCGAGGAGAGCCUGAUGGACCUGCAGGAGAAGCUGCAGAAGGCUCAGGAGGAGCAGCGCUGCGUUCAGGUGGAGAAGGUGAAGGUAGAGGAGGAGCUGAGGAACGAGAUCAGCUCAGCCAAACAGGAAGCUCAGCGUCUGCGAGAGUUGCGAGAGGGAACAGAGAACGAGAGGAGUCGGCAGAAGUACGCGGAGGAAGAGCUGGAGCAGGUCCGCAUGGCACUGAAGAAGGCGGAGCGAGAGCUGGAGUCACGGACUCGCUGGGCUCCACCUGAACCUCUGCAGAAGUGGCUGCAGCUGACGCACGAGAUCGAAGUUCAGUACUACAACAUCAAGAAACAGAGCGCCGAGAGGCAGCUGCUGCAGGCCCGAGAGGGGGCAGAGAAGAUCAAGAAGAAGAGGAGUUCUCUGUUCGGGACUUUUCACGUGGCUCACAGCUCUUCACUGGACGACGUCGACCACAAGAUCCUCUCUGCCAAACAGGCCCUGGCAGAGGUGACGACAGCGCUGCGGGAGAAGCUGCACCGCUGGCAGCAGAUUGAGUCUUUGACGGGUUUCUGUGUGGUCAAUAACCCCGGUCUGGGAGCGUUGGCUGCUGCUCUGAACCUGGACCCGUCCUUCCUGGGCCUGAAACCUCCGACCCCUCAGCACCUCCUCCUCUCUGAUGACCUGGACGACAUGGACGAGGACAUCCUGUCUCCGGGGACGCUGCAGUAUGCAGCGUGGCAGAUGGACCGGCGAGUGAGUGACCUCUGGCCCCUGAGUGGCAUCGCAGACACCCAGUCGUCAUGGAAACACUCAGCUCAGAGUCUGAUGCCCCUGCGACCGAGGAUAGGAGACCCCGCCAUGAUGUUCGGCUCUCAGAGAGACAUCCUGAACCGCUCAGACUCUGACUCCGCCCUCCCUCUCUCUCACGAGGAGUCCCGAAGUCUCUACAGCUCCAAACCCUUCCUCCUUUCCUCCAGGCUCCACCCCCUACAGGGUCACAGCUCCGGGGGAGGAGGAGGAGGGGGCUUGGAGAAGAGCUCCAGCCUGGGGGAGCUUAGGGGGAGCUCUGCCGCCGUCCUGGCCUCUGCCUGCUCCACCCGCUCCCUCUGCAUCUCGUCCAGUGCCGCCGACAGCCCCGCCGUCUUCCCGUCCUCCGCCUCGUCCAGCUCGUCGGGGAGCGGACGGGGGCCGGGCCUCCCUCUCCCGACCAGGAGGAGUCCUGUGGAGGAGGACGGGGCCGAGGAGAGCGAGUCGACGGGCAGCCGGAGGAGAAACGCUUUUAAUAAGAUCUUUAAGAAGAAGCAGGGGCGCCACUGAACGCACAGAACUGUUUUAUACUUCAUCUUUCACAAAUCCUCGUCACCAUGAACCAGACUGUCGCUCACCGCAAACGUCACAUUUCUGCUUUUUUAUUCAAUUUCCUGAAAACUGUUGGGUCAUUUUUCUGAAUCACUGAGGAAAGGUCUGAGGAAGAACUUCACAAGGACAGAGCGAUGUGUUCUCGAUGGAAAACUACACCGAGGGAUAUUUUUGAUUUUUUUUCUUUAUUUGAACAGAAAAUAUGGUCGAAGCUUUGAGAAAAUCUUCAUUUUCUUGUGUAGAAGCCAAAAAAGUUUCAAGAAACCAAAAUAAUCCCUGACCCCAACCUGACCUUGACCCCAACGAGCAUAAAGACUGUGAACAGCAAACAGAAAACUGGACUGAAGUUUGUUUUUCUUCUGUUUCUUUAAUUUAGAAAUGAAAUAUGGCAGAAGUCCUGAGAAAAUGUUUUUGAUGUAAGAGCCAAAAAAGGGUUCUUUAUAUUUAUAAUAUAAUCUAGAAAACUCGGUUCCACCGAUAUACAGAAAUGUCAUCACAAUUACAAACGCAGUCACCAACAUCCCACCCUAACCCUAACCCCUACUCCUAACGUAGACCCUACCCUAACCCCUUAACCCAGCGGUGUCAAACUCAUCCACAGCAGGGGCCGGAUUCUGAACUUGGUCUAACCUGAGGGCCUAAAAGGGUCAACAUUUAACCAUGAACUGUAAAACUUAUUUUCACAGGUAAUUCAUUAAGGGGGAGAAAAACUGAUGAUAA
Cheilinus undulatus (humphead wrasse) is the source of this 2778-nucleotide messenger RNA. RefSeq names its product stromal interaction molecule 1-like. Gene Ontology annotation, biological process: store-operated calcium entry; intracellular calcium ion homeostasis; activation of store-operated calcium channel activity. Gene Ontology annotation, molecular function: calcium channel regulator activity; calcium ion binding. The coding region runs from base 418 to 2016 and encodes 532 amino acids. Lineage: Eukaryota; Metazoa; Chordata; Actinopteri; Labriformes; Labridae. The transcript is spliced from 10 exons. Gene Ontology annotation, cellular component: endoplasmic reticulum; plasma membrane. The record is from RefSeq and is a predicted model, not a curated record.